AUGACUCGUCGCGCAUCUGCUGCCGCCGCCGCAGCUGCCGCUGUCUCCGCAGUCGCCGCAGACCUCACCCGCAUCACUGCCCCAGCCAUUCCGCUCCCAGUCAUGCCGCACACGUCGGCUCUCUCUGAAUCGCACAGAUCCCCAUCCCCUAUGGAUUCCGUCACAUCCCCAACGACAUCCGAAGUCUCUGGCGAUGCAUCUGACCUUAGUUCAUCAACCUCGUCCGUCGAUGAUCAUCGCUCCGCCUCAUGCCCUCAGAUCAAGGCACACAUUUCCACUGCUACCAAUUCCUGCCACUCUACUGUCCGCAGUGAAUACCAGAAAGAGCAGCCUAGCAUGGAACCUGCACUGAUCGUCGCGCAGACCUCAGCUUCAUCUAUGCAUGUAGAAGCUGUCACUCCGGAACUGUCGAGACCAACUCGACCGGAUUCUGGGUUUGAAAAGCAAAUGUCUCAGUUUUUGUCUGCUCCGCUCCAUACAUGCAACUCGAAAAGUCCCUUUUCCACCGCUGAGGCAUCCAGGUGUGCAUCGAACACUGCAAAGAGCAAAAACCGAAAUGUUGCGGCCCAGAAGCGGCGCACGCCGGGGCUUCCAGUGGUGAAGACUGCGUACACUAAGAAGGAGCGUCAUAGUAUCGUGGCCAAGUGCACUGAGCCGCGGCCUGGGCAGACGCGGUACUGGACAGAGGAGGAACAUGAACGGUUUUUGGAGGCAGUGGCCGAGUAUGGAGAGAAGGCGUAUGUAGCGAUUUCGAAUUAUGUGGAGACGCGGACGCCCAAGCAGGUUCGCACGCACGCGCAAAAGUUUCAGAUGAAGAUGGCGCGACUCGCCAAGCAAAGCAUUGAAGCUGGAGAGCCGAUUCAGAUGCCGGCUGGGAUGAACCCCGUGGUGCAGGUGCCGACGGCCGAUGGCAAGUCUACGCUAGUGCCGCUGGCGGCAGACGGACAGGCGAAUCAUGUGCUUGCUAAGCUGGGGAACGUGAUGUCUGGACAUGUUCCAGUGAUGAUGGCGCCGCCGCCGAGGCGCGGGGAAGGGAAGAAGCGAACGGGACGCAAGUGUGGAAAUGGGAGCAAGAAGGAGAAGAAGGCGGGAGUAAGCAGGGAUGCGCUGGUGAAGAUGUCUUCUUGUGUCUCUGAGGAAAUGUCGGAUGAGAACGCAUCGGGACAGACAGAUCCGUAUAUGGAGUAUAUUGGAGGGGCUUCAGAUCCGAAAGUGGAGAUGGAGCUGGAGCAUUCAUUUGCUGCCAAGCUUCAGACGUUGAAUGGAGGAGGACAUGUGGUAGAAGGUGGUCGAGAGGGAGAAUUUUUGAUGUCGGAUGAGGGGAGCAACGACUCUCGAAGAGUGGACAAGGAUGAUGAUGACCUCGAGGACUUGGACAAACUGGACGAUGGAGAGUUUGCGCUAGCAGCGUUUACGAACACUGAGGACAACUGGCUGCUGCCGGAUGUUCUUGCAUGAAGGAGGAAAAAAAUGAUUUUGGUGUGUUUAGGAAGAGGGGUUUUGUUGAGUCGGGGAGGGGGGGUUGGCGGUGUGCGUUUUGAGAUUGUGCAUGUCGAUUGCCUAGUUUGGCUGCGGUGUUGUUGAGCAAGACGGUUUUUAAUCGUGAAUGAACAUAUUUUUACAGACUGUUUGGCAUUCCCAGUCGAGAUAAUCUGCAGGAUAUUAAAAAAAGUGUCAAGAUGUUUUCUUUAAUG
This is a messenger RNA of Chondrus crispus (carragheen), 1694 nucleotides long. RefSeq lists its product as hypothetical. Lineage: Eukaryota; Rhodophyta; Florideophyceae; Gigartinales; Gigartinaceae. The record is from RefSeq and is a predicted model, not a curated record. The transcript has 2 exons. Bases 1 to 1458 code for a protein of 485 amino acids. Gene Ontology annotation, molecular function: DNA binding.